Messenger RNA from Verruconis gallopava, 2449 nucleotides. RefSeq lists its product as uncharacterized. Gene Ontology annotation, molecular function: ATP binding; protein serine/threonine kinase activity. The record is from RefSeq and is a predicted model, not a curated record. Gene Ontology annotation, biological process: protein phosphorylation. Lineage: Eukaryota; Fungi; Ascomycota; Dothideomycetes; Venturiales; Sympoventuriaceae. The coding region runs from base 445 to 2271 and encodes 608 amino acids. The transcript has 2 exons.
UUCUUUCAAAUCCACACACCUGCAACACCACAUUUCUCGCGUCCUCGUACCACGCUGUCAUAUCGCCAGGAGACCGCUCUGGCGAACUAUCUCGGAUACACAAAAAUCGACCUGAUAUUACCAUCGAUGGGCUACACUUUCGCAUCCGGCGCUUCCUCUCACUCUUCCUUCGUGUUCGGCUUUGCUGGCUCAGUUGCGCUUGUGAAUCGCAACAUCGCUCUCGGAGUUUCCACAAUCGAGGCGUCCUUUGCCACUCGAGAACAGCUAAGUGUGCGAGGCCCGCCUUGAAGGGCGGGCGAAAGGUUAUUACGGAAUAGAUCUGACGGGAUCUAAACGCACGCGAUUCAAGCGUAAACACUGCCUCGAUCUCUAAACGCUGGCUUUCAUCUAAUCGUCUCUGGGUGGACGGAGCAUAUACCGUGACUUGAUUAAGGCGUAGUCGAUAUGGCCCCUAGUACAACAACAGGCUCUGGCACUAUCAUUAGCAGCAUGAGCGCCACUGGAGUCAGUAUUGGAGAGUCCUGUUGCGACUCAAAGAGUGCAUUGCGCCAAACUCUUCUGGUCAAUGCGACUGGCUCGAUUUUGAAAGCCGAGGAUGACAGGACGCCGCGCUCCAUUAGUAGAGUCCUAAGUCAAGAGACUAUGGGCUCUUCCACUCCUCCCAUGCGGAUCGCCUCACAGUCUCCCGCGAGAAUGAAGAGCCAUAUUCCUCUUGACGAGAGUACUGAUGCACCGAAGCUUGACUUUGAGAAAGUGCGUAAGAAGGCCGCAAAGAAGAAGAGGCAGCGUGCACAGAGAAUGGGACCAGCUGCUCCGGCAACGCAGACGAUUCGGGGAUUCCAGACGCCCAUUACGUCUGCUGGAGAAGAGUCGGAUCAUUCAAUCGCGAAUACUCCGCAAUGGAGCUCGAAGAUUCGCGAGUUUACCAGCGUCACGAGCAGCCCAGCGAUGCGGCCUUGCACGCCUUCUGGCAUCAGUGCGCUGAAACAACGUCUGGACGCGCUGAGCAUCGACACAAAUUCUGGAGCGAGUUCACCCCCUAACAUGCGCCGUGAAGUCUCCAGCACAGGAUCGGAUGCCAGUUUGAGCGAUAGGACCGAGAUGGACACAUACGAAGUACCCCUUGUCAAUGAUUUCGUCAGCCCAGAUGUUCAGUCCAAGCCCUCUACCAUGCUUUCUUCCAUCGAAGGUGGGCUUCGUCAGAAUUCUGUUCAUCGGAAGAUGACCGCAGCUGACUUUGAGCCAAUGAAGUGUUUGGGUAAGGGGGCAUUUGGGACGGUCUUGCUUGUCAAGCAGGUUACGACUGGCAGAUUGUAUGCCCAAAAGCAGUUCAAAAAGGCGUCUCUGGUCGUUCAUAAGCGAUUGAUCGAGCAGACGAAGACGGAACGUCACAUUCUGGAGACGGUCAACCGCCAUCCCUUCGUGGUCAAACUUUUUUACGCUUUCCAGGAUCAUGAAAAGCUAUAUCUCAUCCUUGAAUAUGCACAAGGGGGGGAAUUGUUUCAUCACUUGGCCAUGGAGCGAAUGUUCCCUGAGGAAACAGCUUCGUUCUACAUGGCUGAGAUGGUACUGGCCUUAGAGCACCUUCACCAAAAUCUCGGUGUUGUCUACCGUGAUCUCAAGCCUGAAAAUUGCUUGCUCGAUGCAGAGGGUCAUCUUCUGCUAACUGAUUUUGGUCUCUCCAAGGUUGCAACCGAUGACGCCGACAAGUGUAACUCUUUUCUAGGCACAGUAGACUACAUGGCCCCUGAAAUCGUGGCUGGCAAGGAAUACAGCUUCGCCGUCGACUGGUGGUCCCUAGGCGCGCUAGGUUUUGAUCUGCUCACAGGCGCGCCACCCUUCCCUGGCAACAACAAUGCCAAGAUCCAGGCCAAUAUUCUCAAGGCUAAGCUCAACUUUCCAUUCUUUCUUGGACCCGAUGCAAAGGACCUUCUCACUCGGCUUCUGCGUAAGGAGCCCCACAAAAGACUAGGAAAUAACAUGCCCAAGGACAUGCAAAUCAUCAAGGGUCAUCGUUUCUUCAAAAAGAUUGACUGGAAGAAGCUGGCCAAGCGUGAGCUGGAGCCACCCAUUAAACCUCUGAUUACGGACCCGGAGUUAGCAGAGAACUUCGAUACGGAAUUCACGGAAUUGGCUGUUAGCCCAGUGACGCAGAAGCGGAGCGUGCUUGCCGAGGAUGAGCCGAUGACUGAUGCACCACCGGAUCCUUUUGGAGGAUUCAGCUUUGUAGCUAGCAAGAGCUUGUUGGAUGCGGAUCAAUUCUUUCUAUGACAUGGUGUGAAAGCAUUUUGGGUUGCUUUUUUUAGUUGCUUGCUGGCUUUUAUCCGAGUUUCUCCGUUUCUUUUUGGUCUGAGAAUUGUGAAGUAUGCUAGUGCGCUGCGUUUGGCUCUGCUGUUAUAGAGGUUUACCGAUGCAAGCUUUGUGAUUCCAUCAAUUGAAAAAGACUCCC